This is a messenger RNA of Cololabis saira (Pacific saury), 629 nucleotides long. It is a transcript of the gene npy, whose product is annotated as neuropeptide Y. Bases 44 to 343 code for a protein of 99 amino acids. The record is from RefSeq and is a predicted model, not a curated record. Gene Ontology annotation, molecular function: neuropeptide hormone activity; neuropeptide Y receptor binding. Gene Ontology annotation, cellular component: extracellular region. NCBI's taxonomy places the organism in Eukaryota, Metazoa, Chordata, Actinopteri, Beloniformes, Belonidae. The transcript has 4 exons. Gene Ontology annotation, biological process: feeding behavior; neuropeptide signaling pathway.
ACGCCACACAACAGCACAAUCUCACCCGAAGCCUCUGGAAAAUAUGCAUCCUAACUUGGUAGGCUGGCUGGGGACUCUGGGGGUCCUGCUGUGGGCUCUGCUCUGCCUGGGAGCCCUGACGGAGGGAUACCCGGUGAAACCCGAGAACCCCGGGGAAGAUGCUCCUGCAGAGGAGCUGGCCAAGUACUACUCAGCCCUGAGACAUUACAUCAACCUCAUCACAAGACAGAGGUAUGGGAAGAGGUCCAGUCCUGAGAUUCUGGACACACUGGUCUCAGAGCUGCUGUUGAAGGAAAGCAGAGACACAAUUCCACAGUCAAGAUUUGACCCAUCGUUGUGGUGAUGCUGUCAUCAGUGUUGGCUCUCACUCACCCCCUGCCUGGCCACUGCUGAUACUCUGACAGUUCAACUCCUCUGACAACCGUUAACCACUCUUCCUCUGCUCCUUUGGCCUCUUAGAGCUGCCGGCCAUUCAUCAGAUACGGCCAACACUGCUUAUAGUAGGUGCCAUGAAACUGUAAAUAGUUUAUUCGGAGUCAUUGUCUGUGAAACAUGUAAGGAAACUUGAGCGGGGCAUGUUGAUUGCAUUGUAUAUUUGUGCUAUUAAAGGUUCACAGUUUGAAAAAAAA